This is a messenger RNA of Triticum aestivum (bread wheat), 1418 nucleotides long. RefSeq lists its product as uncharacterized. Gene Ontology annotation, biological process: regulation of DNA-templated transcription. The transcript has a single exon. Bases 103 to 588 code for a protein of 161 amino acids. NCBI's taxonomy places the organism in Eukaryota, Viridiplantae, Streptophyta, Magnoliopsida, Poales, Poaceae. Gene Ontology annotation, molecular function: double-stranded DNA binding. The record is from RefSeq and is a predicted model, not a curated record.
CCAUUAUCGGUCACCCGAGACCUCGCAAACUCUCGCUCUCGCACCAGCCGGCCGUCAUUCCCCACCUCCUCGCCGCCGACGCCACCGCGCCGCCGCGGCGCCAUGCUCCAGUUACGUAGCCGCAUCCUCGCUCAUCUCUUCCAUUCUCCAGCCAACUCUCCCGUAUCCCACCUCCGUCGCCUCAUCUCCGCGGCCGUUUCCUCAAACCCUAGUAGCUUCGCCGUGGAGGACUACCUAGUCGCCGCCUGCGGCCUCACCCGACCACAGGCCGUCAAGGCCUCCGCCAAGCUCUCCCACCUCAAGUCCCCCGCCAAUCCCGACGCCGUGCUCGCCUUCCUCGCCGGCAUCGGCCUAUCCGGCGCCGACGCCGCCGCCCUCGUCGCCAAGGACCCCAAGUUACUCUGCGCCGGCGUGGAGAGAACCCUGGCGCCCGUCGUCGUCGGGCUCGCUGGCCUCGGCUUAUCGCGUCCCGACAUACGUGCGCCUCGCCCCGCUCGCGCUCGACAAAUUCCGCAAGAAAUCCAUCGUCCCCAAGCUGCAGUACUACCUGGGCGUCUUCGGGCUCCUCCCACACCUUCUUCCGGGUGAUGAAAUGCUGCAAUGUCCUCUCGCACAGCCUCGAGAGGGUGGUCAAGCCUAAUGUCGCGUACCUGCGAGAGUGUGGGUUACGAGAUUGCGAUAUUGCCAAGCUGUGCGUCCGAAGACUGAGGUUGAUCACCGCCAACCUACAGUGUCUCCAGGCGAUGGUGGGAUGCGCUGAAAACAUAGGUAUACCCCGUCACACUGGGAUGUUCAAGCACGCGCUGCAUUGUGUUGCAUUUCUCAGCGAGGAGGAGAUCGCAGCCAGGGUGGAGCACUUGAAGAACACGUUCAGGUGGACGGAUGCUGAGGUGGGCAUGGCUGUGUCUAGGGCUCCAAUGGUGCUGAACAGGACUAAGGAAUCGCUGCAGCGCAGUUCCGAGUUCCGAAUCUCUGAAGUGGGGCUGGAGCCGGCGUACAUUGCUCAGCGGCCGUUUAUUUUCUGUUUCAGCCUAGAGGGCCGGCUGAAACCCCGGUACUACGUUGUAAAGUUUCUCAAGGCAAAUGGAUUGCUCAAGCGUGAUCCGAGCUACAGUGCUGUUCUCAAGGAGACCGAGAAGGCAUUCAGGAAGAAGUUCAUAUGCCAUCACAAGGAAGCCGCACAGCACCUCAAAGAAGACUAUGAUGCUGCUUGUAAAGGGGAAGUGCUGUCUAAUUUCAGAUUCGCAUGAGCCAAGAAUGGGCUAUGAUGUAAUUGUGUGCUGGCUGUCCGCUGUUGUAUGAAUGUUAGAUGCUGGGUUGGUCGUUGCUAACGUGUGAUGGAAUUGAUAAUUUGAUCCAUGAAUACUGGUAUGUAAUGCUAUCACUCGGCAGAGAAGAAAGGAUGGAUCGGUUAUGAA